This is a messenger RNA of Cryphonectria parasitica EP155, 608 nucleotides long. RefSeq lists its product as uncharacterized. The coding region runs from base 292 to 513 and encodes 73 amino acids. The transcript has a single exon. NCBI's taxonomy places the organism in Eukaryota, Fungi, Ascomycota, Sordariomycetes, Diaporthales, Cryphonectriaceae. The record is from RefSeq and is a predicted model, not a curated record.
GACGUAGGCGGCCCUCGCCAUCUUCCUCGUAUUUCCAUAGCGAAAUAAUUUCGUUCUAGCCGCCAUCAAUCUGCCAUCGCGGCUAUUACUUGGCUAGCCUUCUUUCCUAGAUGAAACAAUCAGCCCAAGUAUUGGUUAUUAUUGGAUCGAGGCUUGGACCCCCAAUCACCGCUUGACCACAAGCCACGACCGCCAUUCAACAGAUCGUGGUCCAAUCCUGUGGCGCGCCUUGAUAGUAAACCCAAAAUAAGGUAUGAACCGUGUAAUAUCGAUUGGUGACCAAGGACUGGAAUGAGCAGCCCGCCGCCACAACCAAAAACCUCUCGAUCCGUGCGGAACCUGAAACCGCAGCUGGGCGACCGUCCUCGAGACCCGCGCCGGCCCCCAAUCCCAAGAUGGCCUGGCGGUCCUAACAGCGCGUCAGAGCGCGCGGCACCAACCCAAGACCGCACAGACAGGAUCACACCCUCCCCCAAUCUCGUAUUGCAAAGUGCGGGGGGGGGAGGAGAAUGAGAGGAACUUCAUGUUGGGGGUGGGACUUUCCUUUGCCCUUGGUGAAUCCCGCGCGCUGCGUGCGGGAGCAGGUGAUACGAUGAUGAUCACGACCA